UAGUGCGGUGGGCGGGACCCUCUUGGGCGUUUCUGCGGCUGCGCGGCGGGGAGUUGGAGGCGACUUUGGGAGGAAAGAGCCGGGAGGAAGCGAAAGGCCUCCGGGACAGAUUGUUUUUACUUGGACUUAGAAAAAAAUGAACAAAGAUGCACAAAUGAGAGCAGCUAUUAACCAAAAGCUAAUUGAAACAGGGGAACGAGAGCGCCUUAAAGAAUUACUGAGAGCCAAAUUAAUUGAAUGUGGUUGGAAAGACCAGUUGAAGGCACACUGUAAAGAGGUCAUCAAGGAGAAGGGAUUAGAACAUGUCACAGUUGAUGAUUUGGUGGCAGAAAUCACCCCAAAAGGCAGAGCCUUGGUGCCUGACAGUGUAAAGAAAGAGCUCCUACAAAGAAUAAGAACAUUCCUUGCUCAGCAUGCUAGCCUUUGAUUCUUCUGUUUGAGUCGUACCAUAUUCUGUUACGUGAAUUAUGCCAGAAACUGGGACAUCUAUUCCAUACUUUGGGGUUGAAGUUCACUUUUUUUUAAUGUUUGAUUACUGAAAGCAUACUUUAUUACAUUGAGUUCUUAAUCUUGGUAUUUUAAUAAAAAUAAUAAUAACCAGAAUUAACCUUUGGGAUGUAUUUUGGAAAGAAAUCACAUGUCUUGCCAUUAAAAGGAUGUUGUGCGUCUUAA
This is a messenger RNA of Anolis sagrei ordinatus, 672 nucleotides long. RefSeq names its product ENY2 transcription and export complex 2 subunit (gene ENY2). The record is from RefSeq and is a predicted model, not a curated record. NCBI's taxonomy places the organism in Eukaryota, Metazoa, Chordata, Lepidosauria, Squamata, Anolidae. Gene Ontology annotation, molecular function: chromatin binding; transcription coactivator activity. Gene Ontology annotation, biological process: poly(A)+ mRNA export from nucleus; regulation of transcription by RNA polymerase II; positive regulation of DNA-templated transcription. Gene Ontology annotation, cellular component: SAGA complex; nuclear pore; DUBm complex.